Molecule: messenger RNA, 10358 nt
Organism: Tribolium madens (black flour beetle)
Lineage: Eukaryota; Metazoa; Arthropoda; Insecta; Coleoptera; Tenebrionidae
Gene: unc80
Product: protein unc-80 homolog
Exons: 51
Coding region: 54-10271 (3405 amino acids)
Biological process (GO): monoatomic cation homeostasis
Cellular component (GO): axon; cation channel complex
Molecular function (GO): monoatomic cation channel activity
Source: RefSeq, a predicted model, not a curated record
UAAAAAAUCACGGAAAUUUCGUUUAAUUCUCGUGAAAAAAGUGCAAAAUCAAGAUGCCAGACUCGGAUAGAUCCUCCAGUGAUAACAGUUUCAACGAGGAAGCUCUCCCAAUCCCCAUUCAAGUGUUUUUAUGGAGACAAGUCAGCCCAUUUGUUAAACCAAAAUUGGGAAAAUUACACGAAGCAUCAUGCAUGUUUUGUCAACAUUCAAUGACUGGUCACCACGAACUUAAAGAAGCGUGUAAAAUAUUUGAAAAAGUGCUAGUCCAGAAUAUACAGAGUGGCCUAAAACCCGAUUUAUGUGAAGCAAUUCGUUCGAUACCGAGAUGGAAACUAAUUCAAGCCUCUCUUCCACAUGUGAUGCAUUCUGCUGCAAACUUACUGUUUACACGAAUGAAAGAUGGAAAUAUUCAAAGUUUGGGGGCUGUCGAAACAAAACUAAUGUACACUUUGCACUGGAUUAUUCUAGACGCUGCAGAAGAAUGCGCUGAUAGUGAUUUUGAAAAGGGCAUUUUUCAUUCUUCUCCAUUUUAUUAUUUGUUUUCUAUACCAACAAUAACACUUUUUGUAUAUUUAUUUGCCCCAAUGUGCCACCAUUUGAAAGAAUCGGAUUUUCAAAAUUUUCGGUUGGAAAAUGGACUCAAAAUAUGGCAGGCCAUGUGGGAGUUUCGACAUCCCGAGGCUUUGUGUUUCACCUCUCACUGCAAGCCUAAACCUAAAAACCUUUUGGGGAAAAACCUGAAGCAGAAGACUCAGUUUGGUGACGUUUUUCUAGGACGAAAGCCCUCCGAAGACGCUCUAGGGCACGAAAGCCCCCCAAGUCAAGGCAUUAGUGCCUCCAGUUCCGAACAACAACAUUUGUUUUCUUGUGGCCCAUCUUCGACCACAGUGACAGUCACAGCCACUAUUACAAAAAUCACCGAUGACGAGAGCAAUUGGGUUUCAUCCCCCAAAGAUACGGUUUUUCCUGAAACAAUUCCUGAAGAAAGUUCUAGUACUGAAGAAGAGCACGUUGUUAUUUUUCGACUACCAUCACUGCAUGAAUCAGAUGGAUUUAUCCGAGAUCCGUCAAUUUAUACGGCUGAAACUAGUUUAUUUCAAUUGGCUAUGAGGAAAACUGGGAGUAAAAAUAAUGUCAAAAGUGGGGAAGUUUCAACUCCUGUGGGGGCAGAAACCAAACCAAAAUCAACCAUACAAAAAAUCGGAUUUAUAAAAACUUCUAGUUCAUCAACUGAUAAGGAUUCAGUUGAUAGCAGUAAACACGCGUCAACUGACGGACCUGGAGGAGACAUGGAAGGCUCCCGGAAGACUCUUUCCGGUCAAACCGGAGAUAUCACAACAGCGACUUAUCUCGAUGUUGCUGUUUUGAGAUGUUUAUUUAUAACGCAUUGGCAAGAAGAAGGGAUUUACUGGGCCUUGCACUAUUUAUACAACAGAUUGAGAGAUAUAAGCGAAGAAUCAGCUGCACAACAACAACCCCGUCGAAGAAGCAACUCUUUACCAAUACCCAAAAUCGAAGUUUCGCUUUACCAAAGCACCGAACUGAAGAAACAAGAAAACAACAAAGACUUUAUCGAAGUUCCGGAAGUAAAAGACGUGUCACUUUUAGCAGAAUCUCCUUACACCAAUAAAAAAUUAGAUGAACCAGUUCACUUAAGACGAGUCAGCGAAAAAAGUAAAAAACGAAUGAAAAUGGCGGAUCUUAAAGCUUUCGUUGAGACAAAACUCUUAUCAAAAUCUGAUAAAGCGUUGGAGAAGAUCGGCCAAGACGACCCCAAACCACUAGGAGAACAUGCGGUGGGUUCAAGACGAAUACUUAGUGACUAUCAUCGCAGUUUAGACACUGGUGAUGAGCACUUAUCAAGACCAAGUUCUGCAAUGUCGAAAAUGUUUGAACCAAUGCCCAGCAAUCUGGUCAAGGGAAAAAGCAUGCCGAGUUUAAGCUGUUUAAUAGAUGAACUAACCUCUGGUGGGUACAUUGGUGAAAUCCACUGGGACCGCCGAAGACAGAGUCGCUUUGAGCGCCCAUCGCAACCCAUGGCAAACCCCAUUAUAACUGUUACAGAGCACUCACCAACCCCAUCACCGGAUUACCUCAAAAGACAGGGAUCCAUGGAUAGUCAAUUAGACGCUGCUAGUUUAUCUGGGAGUAAAUUAGGGAACUGGUUUGAGAGAAAAGCAAGUCUCACGCGUUCCCAAACCGAUUCCAAUAUCACUUAUGCUGGUGAAGAUAUCCCAGAAGCUCCAGGUUCUGCAUGCUACAUCACCAAAGAAGGUGAUAUUGAUUUCCAAGUUGUCCUCAAAGCGGUUCAUGCAACAUCUCUGCGUGAAAAUUCGACUUGCACGUUGCGAGUUCUUGAAGUUAUAUUAAAUCUAAUCGAACUUUUGAUGGACAUUGGAGUUUUGAAACAAUGUUUAAGAAAUGAAAUAAGUGGGAGUGCUUCUGGACAAGCUACCAGUCCAGGAAAAAAAGUACCACCAAGUACCACAUAUGCCUCGUUGGGUGGAGAAGUAGAAAAAUCAACGAAACCAAUGACGGCCCAUAGAAUAAUCAUGAAUGUUAUAAUAAAGGUUCUUAAACACUUGGGUUGUCCACAUGGGUGUGCUGAUGGACAAAGAGGACCAGCAGCGGAAUUUUUAAGAACCCAAUGCCAAAACAUUCUAGCUAAACUGAACCGAGCAAGUGGAAAACAAUUUAAAACUUUCUUAAGAGAUUAUGUUAAAAAUCAAACAAUUCCUGAUAUUUUAGACUUCUUUCAUUCUUACGUCGGCUAUUGCAUCGAUCCAAGCUCUUUGUUGUCUCCAUUGAGCGUAGGUGGUGGAGGAAUGCGAGGGGUUGAAGGCCAAAUCAUGACACAUGUUUUCAAACCAUUGGUCACUAGGUUUGUUAGUUCGGCGAAAGAACUGAAAACGCCUGAAAAUUUGGGAAUAUACUGUGAAGUGCGGCAACUUAUGACCUAUGUCAAAGAAGGACAUGGUAGCGUUUUCAGAAGAGUUGCUUUGAGUGCACUCAUUGAUACUGCAGAUAGGCCAAGCAAAAAAGAACCAAAUACGCAAACAACUCGUGUUAUACGGCAUAUGCACUACUCGGAAAUGGAAGAUCAAGCAGAUAUUCCAACCGAUACCUCAUAUAUUGAUGAAAAAGGGGUUCGAAAGCUUCUGUUCAAAAAACGAAGCACUUCUUCAACUUGCGCGAGUUUAUUGGAAACUGAAGCUGAAGAAUUGUCUAAAAUUAGCCAAAGUCCUUUAGGCAACAUCCGCAAACGCCAUAUUCUAACUCCACGUCAAAGUGAGAAAGCUCUUGGUAUUUCAGAACCAGUCUCCAAGACCAAAUCCAAAUCUAAACUCGGUGGAAUUGUAAAUUGGUUCAAAAAAAGUGAUCAAACAUCUCUAGACAACAACGAAAACCUUGAUAAUGGCGAUUCUGGAACUGAUACUGCAAGCUUUAUACGCCAACCAUCGAAAUACUACCCGAAUAAAAGCGGAAAAAGCAAUGUUGGGCAAACCCUCCAAAAAGCCAAAAGACGCGUCGAAGACCGUUUCAACAAAUACGUGUUGAAAAAAGGUAAGAAGAAAGAUGGUAGUACCGAAGAGUCAUCAGGUGGCUACCACAGUCGUAGGAACUCAGUCGAAAUGGGGGAAUCUUCCCGGGAAUCAGAAUUUGUUGUUUUCAAAGAACGAAAAUUGGUAGCAACUGCGCCCGUAUAUCAGGGAGCUUUACGAUUAUCCUUUUUGCUUGAAACUUGCCCUCCAGGAUCAGUACCAGAUGCUUAUCUUCUUGCCUCAAUGUUAGACUUGCCUCACUCUACUGUUGUUGCAAGAGCAACUUUGUUCCUCGAAUGCGCUUAUUUCGUCCACUGUUGCAAUAAAGGCCAAUGGCCAUCUUGGAUGAAACUCAACUUUCCAAUGUUUCGUCCUUCUGGUCCACUGCCACCUCGUGGUCCCACCACGGGUAUCAGGAGAUCGCAUAUUAUGCAAAAAGCAGCAGGAAAAAUGUUUUACCAAUGGGCUGAAGUUCUAGGGCAACGUCUUGAAGAGAUUAUCAAUGAGGAUAAGCAAUUGGAACCACAAGUUGCAGCAAUGGUGUUAGAUGAACAAAAACAGAGGGAACUUUUAAUGCAAGAUGAAGAGGAAGAUUUUCUAGAUGAAGCGAGUAUUAAUACGUAUGGUUCAAGUUGUCCCAUGGCUCUUCGGCUUAUUGCCUGCAUUCUACUACACGAAAUUACUGGUUUUCUUAGGGAGACUUACCAAACAUUACCGAAAUCUUCACGAAUGACGGGGAAGGAGCGACCAGUCCCCUGGGAACGGUACUACAGCAAAGAGGCAAAUCGCAGGUGGAGCAUGGCAUUGUCGUCUAUGGGACACUCGCAGACUUCUGCCCAAAGUCUUCAGUCAAUCGCUGGUGACAGAGACUCAGGUCAAGCUGAGCGUAAAAUCAGUUUCGUACUACACGAACCUGACAACGAAUCUGAAGGAAGCAGUAACACAACUGUUACAAUGCAGGCAAUGAUGCAGGGUGAAGAGGGUAAGCGUAUUGGUGGCCAACCUCCACGUCCUUACUUACUUCGAAGAGGCACUGCAGCCCCAACUGGAGGUUCCUUCAAAAGAAGGAGUUUGAAACUGAGACGUGGUACCAAAGAAGGGAAAGAUAUGGAAAUUGAAUGGAGGAUUCCAGAAACGGUGAAAAGGACUGAUUCAAUUCAAUCCAAAAGAAAAGUUAGUUCCUUAUCUGACAGGAGUGAUACUUCUGAACCAGGAAUGCCAGGGGAGGCAAGCGGGGAAGAGUCUCCAGGGGUGCUUAGCGAUGAUCAACCCCCAGAAAGUCCAAGUGACAGUAACGAUACUGAUGACACCACGAAAAAUAUGCCUUGGAUGAAGAUUAUGGUCCAAGUUUCAAAUUCGUUUUAUUAUUUUUGCACGCACCAAAAUUUUUGCCAUCCAUUUUGCUAUCGACGUGUCAUGAGAGCUUGUAGUCGGCUUGUGAAAGCAGUCAGGAAAGUCUACGGAGAAGAAUUUGGGGUUUUAGAUGAUAAACUCAACAUGGAUUUUGGUGGCAAGAAAAAAGGGAAAAAAGACAAAAGUCAUAAUCGGAAAGUGUCCGAUCAAACUAGCUCUCAAGUGUCUCCCAUUCGGAGAAAAGACAGUGUGGGCAAAAAAGACAAGAUUGAGAAAAAUUUAGAAGGAUCACAGUUGAGUAAAUUAGCCUCGAAGGAUUCAUCCAGAGAUAUCGCAGAUUCUGAAACUGGACAAGACUCCUCGAAGAGUAACAAUGAUGAAAAACCUUCAGAACCCCCUCCAAUCUUGAAGUACAUCAAAACACAAGUCAAAGAUGCUUUCCACAGUCCUCUUGCUGUUCUACUCAAAGGAGCAGUAAUUCUUUCUGAGGAACAUUUCAUUGAGAUAAUUCCAGUGGCUUGGGAACUUUUGCUUGAAACCAACCAAGAAGUAACAGCAUGUGCUGCUUCUUUAUUUAUUUUAGCAGCGGUAAAAGCCCCUCAACCAGUGGCCGAAAUUAUGCAACAUGGCCUCUCUCAUCCAGAAGCAGCAGUUCGAAUCAAUGCAAUUCUGAGGUUCCAAGUUUUGUGGAAAAUGAGAUACCAAGUGUGGCCAAGAAUGGAGGAAAAUGCCCACAUUUUAUUCAAAGUACCACCCCCAGGAAUCGAGUUUACUCUCCCAUCGCCAAAAAUUGGAAUUGAAUCAUUGGAUGUUGUCGAUUCCCCUUGGGAACUACUAGUGAAAACCAAAGUUGAAGAAGUUACCAUCAAUCAAGAACGACAUAGAUCUUUGGUGACUGCUACAAAAACGCGCAAAAAACAACAAACUGAACUUAUAAAAAUGGCCUUGCAAGCACAAGAUGAUAAAAAGCGAGAAGAGAGGGAGAAUUUUUUGAUAACGACAAUUCCCAUCACGAUUCAAGCUGCACAUGAACCAAGUCUUUAUCACACGAGUGAAGAACACGAUGAAGCUGAUGAUGAGCAAGCUGAAGGACAAACACGAAACACAGUCCAUCAUCUACAUUCAGCUCAUUCUCUUUUCCCUUCUUGUUUAUGUUCAGCAGUUGUUCAAAUAAUCACUUUACUUGAUGACGCGGCUGUUUCUGCAGACGGUAAUGCAGUUUAUGAAGUUGCUUACCAAGUCAUUUGGUGUUGUUUAGUCGAAGACAGUGCUUUAUUUCUAAGAUAUAUACUAGAACGUCUAACACGAGAGAAACAAGAACAAAUGUUUAAAAUUUUACGGCAUGUCAUUAGAUUUAUUCCAAAAUUGCCACAACAGGCAGCUUUUGCAUUAUACAAUUACAUCAUUGGAUAUGUGAUGUUUUAUGUGAGGAGUCCUCACGAAGAUGGUCAAAUGUUAAUAGGAGCAGCUUUAUCACUCUUAUGGAUGGUUGUUCAUAGUGUUCAAGGAAUCAUGUUCAAAGAUUUGAAGCAAAUCCUGAGAAAGGAACAAUGUGAUGCUUCUAUUUUACUCACAGCUAAUGUUCCAUCUGCUAAGAAAAUUAUUGUUCAUGGGCCUCAAGAUCCAGAUGCGGGUGGAAUUCCCUCCCAAUUCCCGAUUCAAGAAGAUACACAAUUUUGUCAAAUUCUAAGAGAAGCUUUGGACUUUUUUGGAAUUGAUGAUAAUCGACAUAAAGAAUUCUUUUUAGUGGACUACAAAACACACCAAAUACGAAAUCCAUCUUCCUACGUUCGUGAUUAUUACUUUUUUAAACGAUCGCAGUACCCACAGCUAGAAUUAAUCCACAUGAAGCCUGAGGAUGCUUUUAACGCUUUGCAAAAACAAGAGCUUUUGCACAAAUUUGUUGAAAUCGGUAAAGUUCUUCUCACUUGGGCCAUCUUGAAAAACGUGGAUAUGGUGGUUCAAAGAGUUGUGUUUCUUCACGAGGAGUUAAUGAAACUUCCGUCAUUUCCUCGAAAAGCUCUCGAGUCUGAUUUGGACCUCUACAAGGGAGGAACACUCGGGAAGGAGCUUUUAGGGUUAGAUGUCCUCCACAAGUUUAUGUGGGUGCGACUUAUUGCCAGGAUGUUUGAGGCAAUGGCUGGGAAUUUUGCCUAUUCUGGUGAUAUUCACCUCUUCCUCAAUGUUUUAAACGGUUCUGUGAUACUACAUUCGGAAGAUGCGUGCAUUUUGCGAUAUGUAAUGGCAACUUACAUCAAUGCGGCGUUUCACUUUAAAAAUAUUUUCUCAACUAAUGGUUAUUUACUGAUUAUGCCAACAUUGUUGAAAAUCUACUCUAACCACCAAACAAAUAAAUUGGUGACUACCACAGUUGAAUAUGCGGUAAAGCAGUUUUAUUUAAUGAAUCGGAAGCCUUUUAUUUUGCAAAUGUUUGGUUCCGUUUCUGCAAUGCUCGAUACUGACGAAGAGGGAACUUUCGGAGACGCACAUAAAAUACAGUCAAGCUGUCUUUUCAAUCUUUUGCUAAGUUUAGAAACACCAUCACCAGAUCCUCUAAACAUCGCUGAAUUAGUCAAAGAAGAUAAGCCUUUAAAAGCAAUCGAUUUCUGUUAUCAUGACGAAAAUGAAAUGGUGACGAUUCUAGACUGUAUAUCGUUAUGUGUGAUGGUGGUUUCUUACUCAUCUGAAAGUGUGAGAGGAUACCAAAUGCUGAUAAUUUUGGAAGCUAUUUUGCCGUGUUAUGUACAACAUAUUCAACUACCGUCAUACAACAAAGAAGGAAAGACCGAGAAAGAGAUAAUCAAUCAACUUGCUGUUUCUAUCAAGACUUUAGUCAACAAUUGUGAAGCAUUGACAAAGAGUUACAAUGGACCUUAUCGGUCAAGUCCAGAACACAAGGGUUCCAGUCAAAGAAACUACAGUCGAGGUCCUUACUCUCCAGGGUUUGAUUUCGAGGACGAAUCACAUUCGAAAUUUAUGAGUGAGCAUUCGAGAGCUAAAAGUAUGUAUGAACAUGAUGUGGAAGACUCGGAGGUUCUUAGAGCGGAAUAUAGAAGACCACGAGAUGUUCUUCUUUCACUUGUGGGAGAGUUUAUGUGUAGGGCAACUGCAAGGUUAAUUGAACUAAACAAGAGAAAUAACCAAGAAGGAAAAAGCAUCGAACUUCUUGAUAUAAGAUCGCACAUUCGACUUGCUGAUAUUGCUCACACUUUAUUGAAAGUUUCCCCAUAUGAUCCUGAAUCCAUGGGUUGUAGAGGUCUUCAGCACUACAUGAGUUACAUUCUACCGUCAACAGAAUGGGCAAAUGAUGCCAUGAGACCAGCACUAGUGACAAUUCUCCGAAGACUAGACAAGGUUUUCCAGAAAAUAUCAAAAAAACCAUCAAUUCGGAGGAACACCGAUUGGGAUGCAGCUGCAGGUCUUUUGAAGGGAAUUUACGACACCAUGGUCAAGUACCCUUAUAUCAUGCACUGGCAACAUAUUAAAGCACUGGUUAACACGUGUCAGUUUUUGAUAGUCACUGAUUGUUACCCCAAUGAAGGUGUAUCCUCAGCCACUGCAGCUCUGAUGAGUCAAGCACCCCCACCCCAUUUCUGUUCAAUGGUGGUGCGAUUGAUAGCUCUCCAAAUUCAAAGUACCACCGAUAACUUUUCUCUUGAGCAAGUUUGUGGCGGAAGUUCCACUUUCGCCACUCAAGACAAAACAGAAAGCAUGAUAAUGAAUCUUAUAAUGCCGUUGUGUUUGCGUGUUGGUAGUGGUCGAAAGGAUGUUUCUGCUAUGAAACAAAGUGAUGUUAGUUUUGCCAUAACUCUAGUAUUACACGCAAUGAGUCCUCCCAGUUCAAAAUCAGUGGCAUCCUCAGGUCCAAAUUUAAAAUCAACUUCGGAAAUUCGAACUGGUAGUUUGACUUUUACAGGCACGAGGGACACCAAAACAUCAUCCAAAAUUAACACUUCUUUGUACCAAGUCUCUUUUCUCGCGUUAAAAAUCAUGAUGAUUUGUUUCGAAGGGGAGCUAAUAACGGUUUGGACGCGAAUUGCUCGCACCAUGAGAGAGUUGGGGAAAAGGAACGAAGCAGCAACGUUUCUGUGGGACUUUUUAGACUUUGUUGUCACUCAUCGAACACCGUUAUUUAUUCUCAUGCAACCGUUUAUUUUCCAAAAGUUGGCACAACCCCCAAUCUCCGACUUUGAGCGAACAAUCCACUCGAGGAUUAGGGACAAAAUUCGGGGUAUUGGACUUCCGUUUCCUAAAAGUCGAGGAGCGCUACUUAUGGAACUUGCACACGAAAUGAAAGAACUUAAGGAAGAACUAGAAGAUGCUUCAGAAAAUAGUGAUCCAAAGAAGCAAGAAGUAAGUCAACCAACUGUUCAAAUGACCAGUGAAACGAACCAUGGACGCCACCAGAGACAUUCCCUAAUAGGGUUAUUUACGGGAGAUCAUGGAUCUAAAGGCUCCACAGAUCAUCCACAUACCACACUUCCAGCAAAAGUUCCAGAAUCGUCCACUAGCACUAGUCAUGUGUCAACCCCCAAAGAGGCAGCAAGCGAUGGACAGGAUGCCAAUGCUAAUGGUACUUCCACUCCUUGUAAUGCCCUAAUUGAUCGUUCAUCUCAAAGGUCAUCUGUGAGUGACGACCAUGGUGUCCAAAUGCCUAAAUCUGAAUCCCUAAUGUUCCAUAAGGCUCAUAAACUUCGUUUUGUGUCUUCUGUAGAGUUUAGACAUUCUUCAGGGGAAACUUCAACCACACCGUUGAGUCCUGGAAGUCCAGCUGAUGACAGUUCUGGUGAAAAUCACCCAAGUAAAUCACGACUUCAACGCAUUAAACCACAAAGCCGGAAAACUUUCAGAUUAAGGAAAAGCCGGAAAAAUAGUCGAGUCGAAAUCUCACACAGCAAGCUACAAUCUGAGGAGACUCCUCCUCAACCUUAUUCUCCAACACCACAACCAACUGAACCAAAAGAAGAACCACCAAAUAACAAUAACCAACAGCCUCAACAACAAAUCUCCGAUCAACACCGGUUGAGAAUUUCCAUGCGUGGUAAACCAACUGAGAGUUCUUGGGACGAAGAUAGUGCCAUUUCGCAGACUUCAAGCACUUCGGGGUAUAGAGAAUCUUAUCCAGUUAUGCAUCUUAGGGAGAAUUUGGAGUCAAGUCCCAAGUCGUUUCCACCACUGGCGUCCCCAGAUAUUCAUGAUUUGCCUUCCACAAGCAGCGCAACAACGACAAAUUUGCAAUGUGACAACAGUUCACCCGACUGUUCCUUGAACGAAAAUGGGGAAAGAACCGCUUUGUUAAGUCACACGGAACGGUCUUCCUCGCAACAUUCCUUGCUGAUGGUGUUUGAGCAGCAAGAUGAGACGACACUUAUAUAAUUAUCAAUAGUAAUAUCUCGAGUGCAUUUACAAAAAAAAAAAAUAUUUUGAGGAAUUAAAAAAAUAUACAGGCUGUAUUAUGAAAAA